This is a messenger RNA of Durusdinium trenchii, 1032 nucleotides long. NCBI's taxonomy places the organism in Eukaryota, Dinophyceae, Suessiales, Symbiodiniaceae. The record is from the annotation of a GenBank genome assembly.
AUGGCCCAGAACUAUUAUGAUGUUCUGGGUAUCACCCGAGAUGCGACUGUUGAGGAAAUCAAGCGCGCGUACAAAAAAGCGGCCUUGACCCACCACCCGGACAAGGGUGGUGAUGAAGACAAAUUCAAAGAGUGUGGUGCCGCAGUGGAAACCUUGACUGAUGAAAGGAAACGAGCUGCCUAUGACUCCACUUUGGUCAGGCUCCGUUCCAAAGACGGCCUUGGCAGCGGAUUCCACAGGUUUUCCUCACGCGACUCUUCGAGUGAACGGCCUCGACCAGGUGCUGUGCCUAAGCCGCCGCCAGCUCCGCAAACUGCUGCGCAUGUGCCUCAGCCACCCAAAGCGAAAAAGAACGUGGAGAUUCCUUCUGAUCCAGGUAUCCUCUCUAUCAAGGAGCUCAAGGAGUUGUUGACGGCUCUCGGCAUUGAUCACGAUGGGUGCUUGGAAAAGGCAGACUUGCUCGCGCUGCUUCGUGACAGAAAGGCCAUGUGUGGUGGUGAUACACCUCGUGAGUCGAGCGUGCCCAAACCGCCGCCGGCUGCCCCUUCGAGCAGCAGCAGUGCAACAGCCGGCAGAGCUUUAAGGGUGAAAGUCAUGUCUAUAGGCUCGGCCACUGUGGGUAAAAGCACCCUGAUCAAGCGCUACUGUGAGAGUCGCUUCGUACAGAAGUACAUUCCCACCAUCGGCAUCGACUACGGGGUGAAACCCGUGAGGGUCUUGGGCCAUGACCUCAAGGUGAACUUCUUCGACACCUCAGGACUUCGGUCGCGUGGUGCCCCUGGCCGUCGCGUGGCGCUGUGCGCCAACAAGUUGGACCUGGGCCGCCGCGCUGUCAGCCGCGCCGAGGGCGAAGACUUCGCCGCCUCGCAUGGCAUGCGCUACUUCGAGACCUCCGCGGCGACGGGGGAGCAGGUCACAGAGGCCAUGAAUUACCUGUUCGAGCAGGCGGUGCCGCUCGGGAGGAACAAGACUCGGGACCAAUCUGGCUUUGUUUGGUUCGUGGGUUUCGUAGCCCUUCUUCCUUCUGUAUAG